Messenger RNA from Staurois parvus, 278 nucleotides. The record is from the annotation of a GenBank genome assembly. Lineage: Eukaryota; Metazoa; Chordata; Amphibia; Anura; Ranidae.
AUGUCAGUACCAAAAGCGGUAACCCCAGCUACACUCGGGCUUACCAUGCGGCGCUGCAUAGGGAGUCCCUGCAGCACUUACCUUGUCCUUCGCUCCCGCGUUGUGUCCCCUGCAGCGUCCCCGGCCAUCUCCGGCUGAUGCCGGCAUCCGGCUCCUGUGUUCCGGUCCUGUGACGUCGGGACGUAAAUUUGAAAAUUUUAAAAAAAUUUAAUUUUUUUCAAAACGAUUUUACAUAUGCUUUGUCCUGUCCCCUGUCUGCAUUUUGACUGUUCUUUCUG